Messenger RNA from Diabrotica virgifera virgifera (western corn rootworm), 3358 nucleotides. RefSeq names its product IQ motif and SEC7 domain-containing protein 1 (gene siz). Gene Ontology annotation, biological process: actin cytoskeleton organization; regulation of ARF protein signal transduction. The transcript has 13 exons. NCBI's taxonomy places the organism in Eukaryota, Metazoa, Arthropoda, Insecta, Coleoptera, Chrysomelidae. The record is from RefSeq and is a predicted model, not a curated record. The coding region runs from base 516 to 3356 and encodes 946 amino acids. Gene Ontology annotation, molecular function: guanyl-nucleotide exchange factor activity.
UCGACGUCGUCACCGUAGUCACUCACCUACGCCUGCACUCCUGCACACCACUUUCAGUUACCGUUUGGCGAGCUUCUCCAUCAGUUCGCGCAUAUCUUUCGCUCUUCGGCUUCUCUUCUGUUUAUAAAAAAGAAGUUUUGUGAUGUAACUCAGUGACGUCAGUUUGCCUUCUCAGAUAUUUUACAAGAACAGCUGAUGGCAGUGCGGAUACAGUGUUUUUAAAGCAUUGCUUCUUCCGGUUAAGCUAGCGACUAAGCCUUCCUAUUGAGUGACGUAUGUGGACCAAAAGUGUUCAGUGCUUGUAAAAUUGUGUUUAGAAAGUGAAUGAUAAAUUUCUGUAAAUAAUUCGUGUGGAAAUACGAUUAGUAGAAGAGAAUAUAAAUAAAUUACAACUUUUACAAAAUGAUAUGAUGGCUGAUACUUGUGGAAAAUGUGUAAACCUUUGGAACCCGUUUUGGUCUAGAAAAUAGCUCCAAAGGCAAAUACUAUCUCAGAUUCUCACGUAGGCUUCAGCAAUGCGAGGCUCAAGCACAACACCCACGUCAAUGAACUACCGUUACGAACCUGGCAGAUACUCUAGUCUCAGCCCUCUCAGAGGCCCUAGCGUUAGUUCAGUAAGUGAUGCCUGUGAAAAGACCGUCGUUAGGAUCCGAAGGACUGGAUUGCAUCAGGAACGAAUAAGGGUAGUUUGCACAACACGCAGGCAACAUGUCAGCAGGCUCGUCACCGUCACGGAUACUUGUCACAGUUUACCUGCGCUACGGAAGCAUGUCACAGUUAUCAGUUUUCCUCCAAAGAUGGAGCGCUCCCAGAUAGUCAAUUCCAUGGGCAGCUCUGAUCACAUUCAGGAACAAACUUAUAUACAAGCUCCAAGUUUCGUACAAUCUCAAAAUUAUGUGAACAAUUCGCCAAGCUCGAUCUACUGCAGGUCGCCAAAUUCUUCAAACUAUGUUUCGGUAGUGCAACCCCUCCAUAAAAAGGGGUCACUUAGAAAUGGCGAUGUUCUUAAGAGGUCCAGAGUGCAAGCAACUUACGAACUGUCACAGGAUAUUCUGGAUAAACAAAUCGAAGUAUUAGAACGUAAAUAUGGAGGAGAUAAAGCCCGUAGCGCAGCUCUCACGAUCCAAAGGGCGUUUCGAAGAUACACUUUACUUAAAAAAUUCGCAGCUAUAACAGCUAUGGCCAAAGCAGAGAAAAGGAUUAGCCGUAGACUCCCUGCAACUUCAGAAGACUGCAACCAAACUCCCACUACCGAACAACCAUGCAACGAUUAUGCUUUUGGCUUCGAUGCCCACGACUGCAACUCUUUACGGAUGAUGCCGGUACGAUCAAUGUCUUUGAGAGAGAGAAGACACAUAGAUAAUAUGCACAUACCCCGUAGUCAAUCAGGAACACCUACAGUUUGCUGGGAAAACUAUUCCUCCUCAUCUUUACAGCACUAUUAUUCUCCCGCUGAAAAUAAGUCAGACCUCUCCACUCAAGUGACACCUAGUAGUAGUUCUUGUGGCAAUCCAUCUACACCAUCAAAUGGAUAUUUGCGCUCUAGAAAUAGCUUAUCAAGCCGGAAGGUUCCACCAGAGGUUCCGAAGAGAACUUCUAGCAUAUCGUCAAAAUCCGUAGAGCCACAUCGUCAAAAGAGCAAUGGGCUAAUAAAAACAACAGAAAAUGGCUCAUUAUCUAGUGUACAGAGCUCAGGAAGUGAUAGCAGUAUUUCUACUGAAAGAUUGCAAUGUGAAUAUGCCAGCUCUCCAGUUUGGAAAAGAAAAGGCAACAACGCAUCGGAAUACGCAGAACCAGCAUUGGAAACUAGUCUUGGAAAUCUAUCUAAUGUUAGUUCUUCAACUUAUACUUUAGUAGAACGAGCAGCUGAUCAACAAGUCCCCAAUAGUUAUAAGAUUUCAGAGACCAUUCGUAAGCGCCAGUACCGAGUUGGUCUUAACUUAUUUAAUAAGAAACCUGAGAAAGGUAUUGCAUACCUUAUCAGAAGAGGAUUUUUAGAAAACUCUCCCCAAGGUGUAGCUAGAUUUCUUAUUUCGCGGAAAGGCCUGAGUAAGCAAAUGAUCGGAGAGUACUUAGGAAAUUUGCAAAGUCCUUUCUGUAUGGCUGUGUUGGAAUGUUUCGCUAGUGAGCUGGAUCUUUCCGGAAUGCAAGUUGAUGUUGCGUUGCGGAAAUUCCAGCAGCACUUCAGAAUGCCUGGAGAAGCUCAGAAAAUCGAAAGGUUAAUGGAGAUAUUCUCACAACGAUACUGUCAGUGCAAUGUGGACAUUGUUGGAAGACUGAGGUCACCAGAUACCAUUUUCGUGCUUGCUUUUGCAAUAAUAAUGUUAAAUACUGACUUACACACCCCAAGUAUAAAGCCAGAGAGGCGUAUGCGAGUUGAAGACUUUAUAAAGAACCUAAGAGGAAUUGAUGACUGUGGUGACAUAGACAGUGACAUGUUAGUAGGUGUUUACGAGAGAGUCAAAGCCAACGAAUUCAAACCUGGAUCAGAUCACGUAACUCAAGUCAUGAAAGUGCAAAGCACAAUAGUUGGCAAGAAACCAAAUAUGGCUCUACCACAUCGCAGGUUGGUGUGCUACUGUCGUUUGUAUGAAAUACCCGAUAUUUAUAAGAAAGAAAGGCCAGGUGUACACCAAAGGGAAGUAUUCCUGUUUAAUGAUCUCCUGGUAAUUACAAAGAUUCUGAGCAAGAAGAAAUCAUCUGUUACAUAUACAUUUAGGAAUAGUUACCCUCUCUGUGGAAUGAUAGUUACUCUUUUUGAUGUUCCACAUUAUCCAUAUGGUAUUCGUCUAAGUCAACGUGUAGAUCAAAAAGUUCUAGUUACAUUUAAUGCCAGAAACGAACAUGAUAGAUGUAAAUUUGCUGAAGACCUAAAAGAAGCUGUUAGUGAAAUGGAUGAAAUGGAAAAUCUUAGGAUAGAGGCCGAAUUAGAUAGGCAAAAAUCGAACAGAGGGGGAAACAGAACAGGGACAGAAAAUCGUGAUAGCGGAGUAGCAGAUGUAGAGGGAUGUCCUUAUCAAUGUCCAUGCUCUCAGAUGCCUUCGAUGAGCGCUAAUGAGGAAGAGAUUCACAAUGAUCCUCAAAUUAAACGUUCGGCUCUUAGUAAUUCCCUUCUGGACAUCCAUGAACAGUUUGCAGGAGAAAAGGCUCAGAGAAGAGGUAGUGUAGGCUCCCUAGAUAGUGGAAUGUCAGUCUCAUUCCAAUCCACAUCAGCCAGUUCCUGUUCAAGAUCUGACAAGCUAGCUGGAAAGCAACCAGGAAAAUCGGGUGUUCACAAUCACCAAGGUCACCAAGGAUUCCUAGGAGGAAUUUUCAAAAAGCAAAGCGCAGCUGGCUCCAAGUCUACAGAGGUGUAAAA